Trichomycterus rosablanca is the source of this 2038-nucleotide messenger RNA. RefSeq names its product chemerin chemokine-like receptor 2 (gene cmklr2). The record is from RefSeq and is a predicted model, not a curated record. The transcript has 3 exons. Lineage: Eukaryota; Metazoa; Chordata; Actinopteri; Siluriformes; Trichomycteridae. The coding region runs from base 540 to 1604 and encodes 354 amino acids. Gene Ontology annotation, cellular component: plasma membrane. Gene Ontology annotation, biological process: phospholipase C-activating G protein-coupled receptor signaling pathway; positive regulation of cytosolic calcium ion concentration; chemotaxis. Gene Ontology annotation, molecular function: complement receptor activity; G protein-coupled receptor activity.
UCAGGAAUGCUGGAAGCUAAUGUCACAAUCAGGAGCUGAAGAUAAAAAGCUUUUACAGAACAACAUUCACCAUGAACUAAGAUUCUGGUCCUUACAGCUCCAUGACUGGAUAGGUUGUGGUUAAGGAAAAUGGUAUUUACUGGAGGUGAUGCAUGUUUUUAUAAGGAUUAUUCAUAAACUGGGCUUGGUUUUUGUGGCUGGGUGUUUAUGUUGUUGACUUGUGGGUGAGAUUUUUCCUGACAGUGAAGAAGUAAGGGAAGCUGACUGACACUAGUUACACUGAGGUGCAGAAUUUAGGAAACAAAAUAGGAGGGACAGGAAAACAGGGUGUUUUCAACAAAAAUAUAGACGGCUAAAAUAUAGAGGUUGAUUUAGAUCAUUCAUUAGAUCAUUCUGGAAUGAAGAAGCAACGCCCAGAAGAAAAAAAGGAAAUUAGCAAAGCUGCUCAAACCCAGAAUAUCAAAUUGGUGAGUUAGUGCAGGGGAGCUGAUGUACUUACAACAUAAGUGAAUACCAUACUAAGUCAGUUCUCUACAGUGAUGAAAAUGGAGGAUUUGGACUAUGAAAACUACACCUAUGACUAUUUGGAGUACGGAGAUUUUGAGGAGGUAAAACCAGAGGGUUAUGUCCAGAAACAGGCUUUGCAUAUUACUUCUGUAAUCGUCUACUCCUUGGCAUUUGUUAUUGGUGUAAUUGGGAAUGGCAUUGUGAUCUGGUUGACUGCAUUCAAAAUCAAACGGACAGUUAACACUGUAUGGCUGCAAAACCUGGCCAUUGCCGAUUUCAUAUUUGUUCUUUUCUUGCCUUUCUCCAUUGAUUAUGUGCUACGUGACUUUAAUUGGGUCUUUGGUCAGGAUAUGUGCAAACUAAACUCUUUUGUGUGUACUGUGAACAUGUAUGCCAGUGUCCUAUCCCUCACUGUGCUCAGUCUGGAUCGCUACAUCUCUCUGGUACACCUAAGGUGGUGCCAAAAGUUCCGUACUGUGCAAAUGGCCUGGAUUGUAUGUUUGCUGAUCUGGGUUGUGUCUGCUCUAAUAAGCAGUCCGGCUCUGAUUUUUCGAGAAACAAUAAAUUACCAACAAAAGGUUGUAUGUUUUAAUAACUUCCAUAAUGUGGAUAGACAUAUUGCUAUGAUUAGACAUAUUGCCAUGGUGACUCUCCGCACUACAGUUGGCUUCCUGCUACCGUUUCUUACAAUCAGCAUGACUGCUAUACUGCUGGCCAUAAAAAUGAAGUCCAACACAAUUCACAUUUCCAGUUUCUCCAGAAUGGUCCUUGCUGUUAUUGUGGCUUUCUUCCUCUGCUGGGCACCAUUCCACACCUUUGGCCUAAUGGAGUUGAGUCUGCACACCUCACCCGACCUACACCGCGCCAUGUCUGUGGGGUUUCCUCUGGCUACCAGCCUUGCUUUCUUCAACAGCUGUGUUAACCCAUUGCUCUAUGGGCUGUUUCGUAAGAAAAUGUGGGCAAUUCUUAAGACAUCCUGCUUAAGCCUUACAAAGAGCUCACUGCGAGAGCUCAGUGAGAACCUGUCUGCCACAGAGUCUGUGUUAAUUCGUGCAAGCUGUUCACCUGAGGAAGCUGCAGCCAGCACUACAGUCUGAAGGCCAGAAUUCUAAAGCAUCAACAAACUGUACAUAAACUUAGAAUAGACUUUGGUUUAUUAUAUUAACAUGUCUCAUCAUAAAAAAUACACAAAUAUUUUAUAUUUAAAGUAUUUUUAUAUAUUUACAAAGAAUGUUAAUACGUUUUUGUACUUGUGUUAAUAACUGUAUUUUAUAUAUAAUAUAUUUUUUAAACUAGUUAGAGCUAUGUUUGAUAUAUUUUGACAAUGCUGUUGCUUGCACAGAUUCAUUAUCAUCAGAUCCUGGAACCCUAACAUCAUCAAUGCGACAAAAUGAAAAAAGAAUCUUUUGGUGUUAUUCACGGAUCUUCAGUGUUAUUCAUUAUCAACACAUGUUCUGCCUGCUUACAUUUCGCAAAUCUGACUUAUGCUAAAAAUGUAAUUUUUCAUUAAAUUAAACCAGACUUCUUAUAA